Molecule: messenger RNA, 3705 nt
Organism: Boleophthalmus pectinirostris (great blue-spotted mudskipper)
Lineage: Eukaryota; Metazoa; Chordata; Actinopteri; Gobiiformes; Gobiidae
Product: protein delta homolog 1
Exons: 5
Coding region: 298-1524 (408 amino acids)
Biological process (GO): establishment or maintenance of epithelial cell apical/basal polarity; heterophilic cell-cell adhesion
Cellular component (GO): plasma membrane; protein-containing complex
Molecular function (GO): calcium ion binding
Source: RefSeq, a predicted model, not a curated record
UUUUCGUGUGCUUGUUUUGCUUUGUCUUUGGAUGUACCGCUGUGCGUAAUGAUGCCCUGAGAACACCACGGUUCAGGUGCGUAAAAGGAGACAGCGCGUGGACGCCUUUACCUUUCCUUCAGGAGCUACACAGGAAGCUGCCGUAUCUCUCAUCUAUGGGGCUCCGUUUGGCUUUGAACCCAUUGUCCUACCCUUAAAGCAACUUUUAAGUGAUGUAUGCUCUGUAGAUGAAACGGCGCGCAAUCUCAAAGACCGACCGAAGCUGCUCUUUUUCUUUUUCUACUCCUGAUUCGCUUUAUGUUUGGCAGGAUAAAGCGAAUGGGAAUUACAAUGCAUCACCUCGCAGCGGUGGUCUUUAUUCUGACCGUGACUGGCAUCGCUAAAGGAUGGGAGUGCAGCCCAGCAUGCAACACGGAGAAUGGGUUUUGUGAGAAGCCAGGAAAGUGCAGGUGCAAACCCGGAUGGCAGGGGGAGAACUGUGACCGGUGCGUGGCGUUCCCCGGCUGCGUGCAUGGCUCCUGCGAGAAGGCCUGGCAGUGCGUGUGCGAGGAGGGCUGGGUGGGCAGCCUCUGUGACCAAGAUACGCGGCUGUGCUCCUCUAGCCCCUGCUCUGCCAACGCCACCUGCAUCGAGACAGGUGAGGGGGGCUACCUGUGCGUCUGUCCACACGGAUACACGGGGGACUACUGCCACCUGAAGAAGGGCCUGUGUGCGGAGAACAGAUCUCCCUGUCAGAAUGGUGGCACCUGCACGGCUGUGGAUGACUCUGCCCCCGCCUUCUCCUCCUGCGUCUGCCCCUCCGGCUUCUCGGGGGACUAUUGCGAGGUCAACAUGGACACCUGCCAGCCCAACCCCUGCCAGCACGGGGGCACCUGCUCCAACCACGGCCUGGCCUUCACCUGCCAGUGCCCGGGCAACUACACGGGCUUCACCUGCAACGAGACUCUGAACCUGUUACCCUGCGCCGGCCGACCCUGCGCCAACGGAGGCACCUGCGUUGGACAAACCGACGGAACAUUUAGAUGCGUCUGCCAAAAGUGGUUCACGGGUCCCACCUGCUCCCUCCAGCACAGGCCGAGGGUGCGUGCCAAGCCUGCCGCGCCCAAACCAGUCGAGCAUCGUGUUUUUUCGCUCACCCCCCAGCACUACUCGCUCCCGGCCCACGCUUUCCACAAGCUGCUUCGCCCGCCGGAACGUGACCUCCUGAAGAUCACCUUAAAGGAGACGGUGCACUCGCAGGGGGUACUGGUGACGCACGGGCAGCUGGUGUGCUUCGGUAUGCUGGCGCUGCUCACCUGCCUGGUAAUCCUGGGCACUACGGGCAUCGUGUUCUUCGGCCGGUGCGAGACGUGGAUGGCCAACGCGAAGUACAGCCAGCUGGUGAGGCAACAGAGAGAGAGCCUGCUUAAGGAGGCGGGGGGAGGAGGGCAGGAGGGGCAGGACGAGCCGGAGCACUCGGUCAACAUCAUCCUCCCCGAGAAGAUCAGGCUGAGCAGUUUCAACAGGCACUACACUUCCAUAUGAGUGUUUGGAUGACCACGUAUCAGUUAAAGGACCCGUGUUACGCUAUUUUCUGAUCUAUGUUAUAAUGUUACUUGUUUCCUGGAGUUGUGUUUUGUUUCAUUCACAUGUUUAACACACAAACUCUGCAUAUUUAGACUUAGACUUAGAGUUCUUCUUUCAAAUGGAAAGACCACUUUGCCACAUCCACUGGGUUUUUAAACUCCAUACACCUUCGCUAGAGUCAUUUGGAUCAUUUCAAGCUUUGAACUUUUAGCUUUUAACUUGAAAAUGACUGUUUCGUGACAUCACAAAGUGGAACGGAGCAUUUUGAGCUUUGGAGAAGAAGACAAACUAAUAAUAAAGGGUUACUCAAACGUGUGUGAUGAAACAAAAUGCAACUCCAGAUAUGUUUGUGAGGAUGUACAACAUUAUAACAUGGCUUAAAAUUCAUGUCUUUUAAAUUGUAACUUGGAGAUUUCUGUCAUCAUCACUGCAAUUUAUUGGAAAACUUCAAACAUUAAAACAAGGCUGGAUAAAAUUAGGCAAACUGAAGUAUCACAGGUAUCACAAAUGGGGAGUACAAACUUUUACCACUAAUAAUCUAUUGUGUAACAGUACUUUUACUUAAGUAAGUUUUGGCUACUCUUCCCACUGUGAGUAAAUCUACAAGUGUCAAAAGUUUUGUUGAUACUUGUAAAAUAGUUGAACAUAAAUAAUUAAUCAUUAUUAUAUAUAUAUUAUAAUCCAGACAGUUACUUACAAUAGGCUUCUCUUACUUGAGUUGUAGCUCCCCCAAUUUUUUACUCUUAAUUUUGGCAUUUCUUCUCAUGAUACCUCAGUGCUGAUCAGACGAAGUCAUUGCUUAAAUCCCACUGCUCUGUUUUCUUUAGUUAUUUUUUAACAAUACUCCGGAUGAUCACUUUAAAAUGUAUUGCGGUUCUAGUUGAAAAUGUUUGACACAUCAUACAUACUGUUUACUUUUACGCUUUAUUGUCGAUAUAUUUCCUUGUAGAUAGAUGCUUUUCUCAUGAUUUGCAUUGCUCUGGAUGCAUUAGUCCUGAUGGAGCUGCAUAUGAGAGUUCCCUAACUGUUGUGCAGUUGAAUGUGACUCAUUCCUUGGAUGAUUUAUGAAUGUAAUGUCUGCUCGUCCUCAAACAUCUUCUGUAAAAUAUGUAAAACCAUUUACCAAAUAGCAGUUGAAAAGAGAAGAUGUCAUUGUCAUUGUAUUUAUUUCCUACAAUGCUGCCUAUACCACAACAUGAUUCUGAUUUGGUUUAGCAGACAGCUGCAUUGUGCACAGAAGCCGCCGUACUUCCAGUAUUUCUGAAUGUACAUUGAAUGUGUCUUAUGUAUAACGCUGACAUGAAUGUUUCUAUGUCAGAUCAGAAGUUCAGACCAGAGUUCAUUUCACGUGACUAUGUGACUAUGACUACAAUUAUAUUUUAUUUAUUAUAUUUUUGUUGAUUAAAAGUUCAUAUUUUUAUUGACUUAAGAGUACUGAUAUAGUUUAGCAAUGAAAUUUAAACAUAAAUGAAAAAGAAAUGGUGUGGAGAGUAGAUCCAAGUUUCAGAGCCCCAAACCAUAAACAAACUCAAUAUAUAUUCAUAUUCUGCUGAUGCACUAAAAGACUAUGAAUAAGACUAGAAUUCAAAUAAAAUUGAGCAAACCAUCCAGUCCAGUCCACACCUGAAUGAAACAAAGAAUAGAGCAGCCAGAAAGACAUCUGCUCACAAAGAGUCUCUCCUGCCAAGCAGCCUACAGUUCUUUCAAAUACAAAACUACUCCAAGUCUCUGAGUGUAAAUAUAUUUAUACUUUAUAUUAUACUCCCAUUAAGUUUUCAAUUUCAGUCAUUUCCAAAGUCAUCAUAGUUGAAAUACUGAUAGGUGAUUGUAAACAAAACAUGUUAGAAAUGUAAGGUAUGUUUUUUUUGUUUUGUUUUGUUUUGUUUUUUGUAAAAUGUAAAUUAUUUUUCCUGUGCAGGACUGACCUGAUUUGAACAUACUGAAACACCAUGGGCAGCAGAUUGUAGCCUAUGUAAAAACAUCAGACAUAAUCUUCUUUGAGACUCCACAAACCCGGCACAUUUGAGUGUCAAUGUCAGUGUCAUAUAUUCUGUAUAAUCUCCCUGAAUAAUAUUGGACUUGUAAAUGCUGAGCAGAAGGUGAAGGGUGAGACUGGGCCAUGUCCAGUGGCUGUAGUGC